AUGGUUGCCGCAACACAAGCUGCCACUCAGGCCGUCAAGUCGAGCCUUAAGCCGAAUAUCGGUGUGUACACUGAUCCCCAGCACAACCUCUACAUCGCGGAAGCAACACCGUCCGUAGAGGAGAUUCAGAAAGGCGACACUCUCGAGCCCGGCGAAGUUGUUAUCCAGGUCCGAAGCACCGGUAUUUGCGGCUCUGAUGUUCACUUCUGGCACGCAGGAUGCAUCGGUCCAAUGAUCGUUGAAGACAAACACAUUCUCGGCCACGAGUCCGCGGGCGAGAUCAUUGCUGUCCACCCCUCUGUCAAGCACCUCCAGCCUGGUGACCGCGUCGCCGUUGAGCCCAACAUUCCCUGCCACUCCUGCGAACCAUGCCUUACCGGCCGCUACAAUGGAUGCGAGCACGUGCUUUUCCUCAGUACUCCUCCAGUCCCCGGUCUCCUCCGCCGCUACGUCAACCACCCCGCCAAAUGGUGCCACAAGCUCCCCCAGACCAUGUCCUAUGAGGACGGCGCACUGCUCGAGCCUCUGUCUGUCGCGCUCGCCGCCAUCGACCGCGCCCAGGUCAAGCUCGGUGACUCGGUCCUCAUCUGCGGUGCCGGUCCCAUUGGCCUUAUCACUUUGUUGUGCGCGAGGGCUGCCGGCGCGGAGCCCAUCGUCAUCACCGAUAUCGACCAGGGGCGAUUGGACUUUGCGAAGACGCUUGUCGCAGACAGCCCCGGCGUGCUUCAGACAUACCUUGUGACCCGCGGGAAGACCGAGGAGGAGCUGGCUGAGGGGGUGAAGCAGGCGCUUGGAAUGGAGCCGGAUGUCGCGCUGGAGUGCACUGGUGUGGAGUCGUCGAUUGGUGCUGCGAUCCACGCGGUGAAAUUUGGCGGGACGGUGUUUGUCGUCGGCGUGGGCAAGAACGAGAUGAAGUUCCCGUUCAUGAGGUUGAGCACGCGCGAGGUGGACCUGAAGUUCCAGUACAGGUACUGCAACACUUGGCCCCGCGCCAUCAGGCUGGUGGAUAGUGGCGUGCUGGCCAAUAUUAGGAAGCUGGUGACGCACAGGUUUUCGAUUGAGGAUGCGGUCGAGGCGUUUAAGACUAGUGCAGACAUGAAGAGCGGGGCGAUCAAGGUCCAGAUUGUGAAUAAGGAUUAG
Molecule: messenger RNA, 1140 nt
Organism: Morchella sextelata
Lineage: Eukaryota; Fungi; Ascomycota; Pezizomycetes; Pezizales; Morchellaceae
Exons: 3
Coding region: 1-1140 (379 amino acids)
Biological process (GO): D-sorbitol catabolic process
Molecular function (GO): L-iditol 2-dehydrogenase (NAD+) activity
Source: RefSeq, a predicted model, not a curated record